UAGGAGAACCUUUUAGGACAUCAAUUCUAUUUUAUAUCUGUGAGAAAAGAUCGGGAAAACUGAGAGGAAAAAUUUAUCGGGGAGAGAGAGUUUCAUUGUUCAUGGCUUCUCGUAGGAGACCAUUCAUGAGUAGCUUCAGAAAACCACCAUCGACGAGUUUUGAAGAUCUAACUCCAGUAGAAAACUCUGAUUCGCAGCAUCAUUCAGCAAAUCCUUCCAAUCAGGGAUCAUCAUUUGCUUCAAUUGGUAAUCUUCAAUCAAUGAACUCGAUUGAAGAUUCAUUGCCUGGAAUUUGCGAUCAGCAUCAUUCAGCAAAUCGCUCCAAUCGGGGAUCAUCAUCUGCAUCAAUUGGUGAUCUUCAAUCACUGAACUCGAUUGAUAAUUCAUUGCCCGAAAAUUUCGAUCAGGUAUUGGUGCCCCUCUUUCGUUUUCUCUUCUCCUCUCAUCAAACUCAGAUCUGUAUUGAAAAUUCCAUACAUACACACACCUAUAUAUAUUUUAUUAUGAAUUAG
Messenger RNA from Camellia sinensis, 512 nucleotides. The record is from RefSeq and is a predicted model, not a curated record. Lineage: Eukaryota; Viridiplantae; Streptophyta; Magnoliopsida; Ericales; Theaceae.